CUUGCGCACUUGCUCGAGCGAACCGGUAAAGUUAGGCGACGACUUUAUUUACAAACGGGCGGACUGUCUCUUGUAGGCUAUUACUUAAAACAAAGUAAAUAAUUAAUUAAUUAAUUUGAGAUGUUUAAAUGCGUAUUUUGUAUGUUUUCAUUGUCCUGACGGCCUUUAAAAAAGCAUGCUCAGAUGUUUUCGCCGAACUCUUCGUAGUCACUUUUGUACGGGAUUCAGAUAUUGCUCUUUGUCGUUAUACUUCAUCGUUUACGCCAAGCACGACGCAUCGCACGCUUUAAAGUAACGUGCUGCCUGUAUAUCAAGACUUCCCGGGCACCUCGAAGUACUCGCUUUGACAGGUCGUUUAGAGGACAUUCCUCGGGAGAGCAGGUUUGCCAGUCAAGCGUCUGUCAUUGUGACCUCAACCUCGUGCUUUAAACCCUAUAAUAAUUUAUUAGAAACCGUGAAUAGUCUUGGGCUCGGCUGGCUGCACAUUAGCUCCGAGGAAGGACAGCACCUGCCUUCCUGUCGAGUUUUAGUGUGGCUUAUGACAGUAAAUGAACCCUUGUGUCUGUUAUCGUUCAAGAUGACAGACAAUAACUCCGCUCCAGUUCAACUAACUCAUGUUUGACCUUUAAGGGAGGUGAACUAUGGAUUAACCUGCAGUGCCUUAGUUUAGAAGAGCAGUACUGUCAUUGUAUCUGACAACAGAUUAUAAUUUCUGAGCUGUUUAAGUGAAAACAGACUAAGAUUCUGAUUAAAAACCGUCUCUGGAUUUAGGUCUUUCUCUUUGGCAUGAGAUUGAAGACUAGAUCUUUGUUAAUGCUUUACAUGUGCGCGGAUGCAGGUGAGGUUUGUGUGACUUUUCUCAGUCGUGUCUAAGGUAAGACUGGACUGAACUUUUUUUUUAGCUGGUUUGGUUAAGAUGGCUUUAGGCCAUCGUUUAGUUUGAAUACAUGACUAAAUUUAUAGUUCUCAUAGUAGAAAGAAUAAGCCUAAAUGCUUAUGUUUAAAUAUUUAACAAUGUAUUUUUAUGAAUUGCGCGGUAUAAAUGCCUGUACAAAGCAAUAUAUUUACUAUUUUUCUAUUAUGCAGUUUAUGUAAAAUGGUAUUAAACAUUAAAAGUAAUUAAUUUGGACAAGAGCAGCAAUGAAUAGCAAUGAGUAGAUGUCAUGGUAGCCACACAAAAAAAAAAAAAAAGUUGUAUGGAGUGUAUUGAAUAUAAAUAUUUCAAGUGAAUAGCCGAACGCGUCAAAUAACAUAGUAAUCCAUUGAAAAGCAGGACUUCGCUGUAGGUUUUUGCCAUUUUACAGUUUUGUACACGAUUGCCGUCCUUCAGGGAACAGCAGAUAUAUGUGUAACAGAACAUACUGAGGGAAAGAAAAUCAAUGGUUGCAGAACAUCAGUAGUUUUCUGCUUUGAUCUUUGGAGAUCAUUUAUUUUUCAACCAGUAGGGUAAUAGUUCAGUUUUGUAAUACCGUACAGAAAUACUGAAGUAUUCACCCGUGUCACAAUCACUUACAGCUGCGAUGUGUUGUGUUAGAUGAUAGGUCUACUGUAGAUCAUUUAAAGCGCAAAUUAUUUAAAUGUGCUACAGUAACUUUUUACUUAUUAUGAAUAUGAAUGAUUUUAUAUGUCGCAAAAGUUGAUACGCAGAGCUCCAAAUCAGGUUGUGGAAUCACACCAGAAGACCACACAGACGCAGGUUUGCAAUCUAGGUCUGAUUUGGAGUCCAGAUUCAGGGACACAAAGAAAAGGCUGUCGAAUUUUACUACUUAAAGCAGUGCAAAAAUGUCAUUUAUACGUGAGCAGUUUUAUAACGAGGCAAUAAGGCCAAAUUUGGCUCGUUUUUCAUCAACGGUCAAAGUGAGAGAUAUCUUGCCUCACCUGUCAUGCCUCACAAUCACUGAUAGGGAAGAGGUUGAAGCAAAGAGAGAAACUUCUGGAAACUUCACUGCUAUGCAGAUACUUCUGGAUAAUCUACGUAGACGCGAAAAAUGGCCUGAUGAGUUCAUCACUGCACUCCGGAACUGUGAACACAGGGAACUAGCUGAUGAGAUGAGCGCCAUUUAUGACAGGAUCAGGGGCAUCACAAAUAAAGCUUCUCCUGCACCCAGAACAGCACCUGCUCCAGCUGUUUCUCACACUUCACCUGGUUCCACAACAACCAAAGAGACGGUUCAUGCAGUCCCAGCAACCGCACCUCCUCUGCUGAUUACACCCUCAGGUGCAGCCCCAGAAAGUUCAACAGUCCCUUCCAACAAUGCAGACCCAGAACCAUCCCCUGCUCCUGUUAAACCUCCAACUUCAAUUCCAGCACCCUCUCCUGAACCAGUUUCCCCACCUGAUGUGGCACCUCCCGUUUUAGCUCCUUCCCAAGCACGUCCCUCUCCCGAAAUCUCAGUUUCUGAAGUGUCUUUACCUGUUCCAACCCUCACUGGGGCAGCUGAGAACAAAACACCUGCUUUAGAUAGUUCUGAUGGCUUGGCUUUAAUGGACCAAACCACUAUUUCCUUAUCAACUGGUGAAGCUCUCCCCUCCAUCUCUAGUGCUCAGACAUUCUCCUCAGACACACCUACUCCUCAAAGCCAAAUAACAAAGCCUAAUACCACCUCCCAGACAUCUCAGAAGUCAAAGAAGACCCAGGUGCCAACAAGAGACAAAUAUAUUGACAUUUCUGAGAGGCUCCCUGUUCAAGACUCUAAUCCCCCAUUGAGAAUGGAAAUGACAUUUCAGGAGCCGGAAGAGAUCUCUGACCCAACUGCAACUGAGGUGGUUCAGCAGAACAACACUGUUGGAUUGCCAGUUUUUAAAAUUGCUCCAACAAAUUUUACCACAACAGCUCAGGCAACAUCUUCUGCACCUGCUGAGGUAGAUAUGCACUCUCCCUCAUCGAUCGACCAGGAAUAUUUCAGCAAGCCUGGUGUUCUUCACCCAUCAGAACCACAGCAGAACAGAGUAGAAAUCUUUCCUGAGGAGCCUUGCUCAGUGGUUUCAGAUGAUUUGGAGAUUAGCAACGCAACAGUCCCUUCCACAGAACCUGAACAGUCUACUAGACUUGCAGACCAGAACUCCGCUUCCUCUUCUUGCCUUGAUUCUGCCACUCAGUCCUUUCAGGAUCCUCCAAACAAUGCUGCUCCCUUGAUCCAUAACCAGCCUGAGGAGGACCACUAUGAAUCUUUCUGUGGGAGUCAUACAGAGGAAAAUGUAAUCCAGUUUGCGGAGGAGCCAUCUGCUGAAAAUAUGAAUGGUCAGCCACCAAGCAUGCUGCAACGCAAAGCCAUCUCUGAGGACCAGCAUACCCUGAAUGAUGUUGGCACAGAAAAUACAUUUUAUCUUUCUGAGCCAUCUGGGCAUGACAGUACGAAGUCAACCAGUAUCAACGUUCAAGAGGAAGAAUCCAGUGCUGCUAGGGAAGAGCAGAGAGAAGAGGGGCGCCCACAGUUAUUCAGUAUAAUCAACUUCCACCUUUUUGCUGCUGCAGGGAUUGGUCUUUCUGCUGCUUUCUUGGCCUGGAAGUUCAGCCACAAAUGAAAUUUUUGCCAUCAUGUAGUCUUGUGUUUGCAUGAAAUCCCUAUGAUUUUCUUUUUCAAUGAAACACAUAGGGAUGUUAGUAAAAUUUCCAGGCUGCUCUUUUCCAUAAAUAACAGUGGACAGUAACUGGUGCGGAAGAAAAGGAUCAAACACAACAAAAUUAGUCCCUGGGAGGUUUGUGCUAUAUACCAAGUCUUCUAUAAUCAUUCGAUAGCUUGCUAUGAGCAACUGUCUGAGAUGUUAGCUGUCCAACAUGAUAUCUUGCCACACUCUUUAGUGGUUUUAUCCUUAUGUAUGUAAUCAUGGUUUGCCACGUGCCUUACAUAAAUAUGCCCUGUAUGCCAGGGCCGAUAGGGAAUUUGACAGUUGCGUCUGUUUCACCAAUAAAUGUAUUAUCAUGGAGCUUUAAAGUAAUUUGUAUCACCCAGUUUGAUUGGCAUUACAUUACACAACAAUUAGAUGUAUAUGCGAUUUGUAAAAAGGUUGCAAGAAUACAUCCUUUGUGCUUCAGACCAUGAAUAUAAGGAGCUACUGCAUAACCUAUUGGACAUUUAUGGAAAACUCAUUUUUUUGGAGCGUAUUACUUGGGCUGGACAAUUUCUCCAACUCCUUUCUUAAGGAACUGUUUCUCCCAUAUUUUCUGGGUUGUUGGACCCCUAUAAGAGCAAAAAUCAAAUGUGUUCUAAUGCCUGCUAUAAGAGGUACCUAUAGUGGAGUAACUGUUAAAAUAGAUUAAGCUAAAUGCAAACAUAACCAAGUGGCUCACGGCCGAAGAUCAUAUUGUUAAUAUUGCUUAUAUGUAAGUACUGUAGCUUUAAGUCCAGUGCACAACAGUAAUCUGUAGUUAAAAAAUAUUGUACGCUGUGUUCUACGUAUAUUUUUUAGUUCACACAUUCUCUAAGAUUCAAACUUGUGUCCUUCUGGGUUGAUAGCGGACUGCAGAAACAACACAAGAUUCAUGCUAUUAGCAUCAAGUUAUCUAUGUAAGGGUAAACUGCUACAUGAACACUGUAAAUGACUGAAUGAAUUACUUGCCCACUUUAAAUGUAAUUCAUGUGUCAUUUUUAAUCAGCAACUGCACUUUAUCCACACUUUUUGAUGUGAAAUGAUUUAACCUGAUUUUAAUUGCACUUUGUGUGUUAAUCCUGAUCCUUUAAGUAUUUUAUCUGGGCCUGUGUUUGCUACAUACUGUAUUUCAGGGGAAUAUUUAUACUGGCGCUAAACAGUUUUGCUUUCUUGUACUGCUCCGUCUUGAUCAUUCACAGUCCAUAAUGGUUUCCAGGAAUGUUUCAGAAAUAAAAUGUCCUACCUUGAG
Puntigrus tetrazona (Sumatra barb) is the source of this 4840-nucleotide messenger RNA. RefSeq names its product mitochondrial antiviral signaling protein (gene mavs). The transcript is spliced from 6 exons. The record is from RefSeq and is a predicted model, not a curated record. Lineage: Eukaryota; Metazoa; Chordata; Actinopteri; Cypriniformes; Cyprinidae. Bases 1783 to 3525 code for a protein of 580 amino acids.